AUGUUAUUCUUAUCAUUAUUUAUAGGAAAUUGCUUGGCUUCACUCAAUCUGACUAUUGGAAUCGAUAUCACUAACAAGGAAUCGUUAGCCUACUUGGGAAGACUAGAAUAACAUUAUGAAUAAUUUGAAGAAAAAGGAUUAAUCCUAAACAUUGUAAAUCACAUCUUGCCAUGUUACACUUGCUAACAAAGACAUAAUUAUACUUAGCCUGAACCAAAUUGCUUUGGAGGAGGUAGAUAUUGUUAAUUCUCCCCUUUUGCCAAUGGUCAAUUGCUGCUUACAGAAAUUAUUAGGUAGAAUUGCUUAUAUACAACCAAUAUAUACAUAUACUUAAGUUACAUCAAUCUAUUUUCGUAAGAUUGUUUAGAGAAUCCACAUUACACAUUUUGCUCUGAGAAUAUUUUGAAGAACAUCAUUAAUUACAAUAUUACAGAACUUGAUGAAUGCAUUAAUGCUAGCUUCAAAGGAGUGGGUGACAAAGCAUUGCUUGAAAAUUACAUAUUGUCCAAAGAAAUGAAUAAAUAAUAUAAUUAGAGUUUCCUCAAUGUAUUUCUAGAUAAUAAGGACAUUACAUAUUAACCAUUUAAUGAUAUGAUUGUUUAACUAUGUUAGAAGUUGCAUAACGAUCCACCUGAAUAUUGCAAUAUAUAUUCUGUGGUUGAAAAAAACACCACCAUAAAAUUAGACGAAUAAAUCUUUUUUUAUCUAUUUAUAGUAAUGCUCAUACUCUUAAUUUUGAUAUCCAUAAGGAUGUUGAAGAAAGCAAACUAUGUGAUUUUGAACAAAGCCUCAAUCCCUAUCGAAGAAACUAUUGGAAUUAUUUCAGAGGAAAAUGUGCAAUGAUUUUUGUAAUUCUAUUUGGAGUGUUAAUAUAAAAA
Molecule: messenger RNA, 878 nt
Organism: Paramecium tetraurelia
Lineage: Eukaryota; Ciliophora; Oligohymenophorea; Peniculida; Parameciidae
Exons: 3
Source: RefSeq, a predicted model, not a curated record